AUGGACGCGGCCGACGUUGCCCCGCGCGCUGUGCGCAUGCGCAGUGUGAAGAUGGUGGGGCUGGAUAUGGAUUUCAGGGACCGGCAGCUGAGGCGGCGGCAGCAGCAGGUGCUGCAGCAGCGUCAAGGUAUCCAGGUCUGGCGCCUGCCCCGCGGGGCCCGCUGCCCCUCAGCCUGGGCCCCGUUCCAGGGCCAGGGCCAGCAGCCGUGGCCAGUCGCUCGCAGGAAGAGAGCGGCCGGCUCUGGGCAGCCGCGGCCAAGGACGGCAGCCGCCCCCAGGGCGAAAGGGAGCGCGGCAUCGGGCCCUGAGGCUAAGGCGGCUGGAGCGGCAGACCCCAAGGUGGCUGGCGGGAGCGUGGGGGCAGGGAGCGCGGUGGGCCCAGCAAUGACAGCGGCCUCAGGCGGGAGCGCAGCGGAGACGGCGGCGGCCCCAGACCCCGCGGUGAAGGUGGCAGGUGGGAGCGUGACCAUGGUGGUGGCAGCCUCGGGCCCCAUGGUGAAGGUGGCUGGCGGGAGCGUGACCAUGGUAGCCCCGGGCCCCCCAGCAAAGGUGGACGCUGGGAGAGUGGGGGAGAUGAUGGUGGUGGGUUUGGGUCCUGUGGUGAAGGAGGCUGACCGGAGCACAGCGGAGACGACCAUGAAGGUGGCUGGUGGGACCGUGACGAGGACAGCAGCAACCUCAGACCCUACGGUGAAGGUGGCUGGUGGGAGCCCAGUGACCUCAGGCCCUGCGGUGAUGUCGGCGGCCUCAAGCUCUGGGGCGACGGGCCCUGCGGCGAAGGUGGCCAAUGAGAUCAUUCAGUCUCCCUCUUUUGGGUCACAGGCGGCCAUCCCACUGCCAAAAUACAACAGUGGGGUAUCUGUAUCUACAAUGGAGCCCAACAGCAGCAGCACAUUGGCUUUCAAGGGUUCUGUGGUUUCAAUGGCAGCCACAAAGAGACACAACAACAACAAUGUCCCUGUGUGUGGGACUCCAGCAGCCAAGCUCCUCAAAUUGCCUGGGCCUGAUGACAGCCAUAGUCCAGCCCUUUUGGAAGCCUUCAAGGCUGUGGUUGCAGCUGGUGGGAGUGGCUGGCUGGACCCAGUGGCAGUGGCUGCAGUGAAAACAGAACUGGAAGUGGGCUGCUCCUUUGAGGAGGACCUGGGAAACGGGAGCAGAGAGACAAGUGGCAAGAGCAGUGAGCCACAGCAACUCACCUGGACCCCCACCCUACUUGUGACAGAACGCAAGAGAAAGAAGAAGCCUAUUAGCCAGGAGCGCACAACCUUAGUGAACCUUGUACCAUGCACUGAGGAUAGGAUAAAGGAGCCUAAGCCCAACCCCCUGGGAUCAGAGGACCAAGCAGAGGCCUACAAUAUGGAGCCUAUGUUGUCAUUUUUCCCACCAGAUUCCCACAUUAGAAGCAUGGUACCAGGUGGUGAUAACUUUAUGCAAGCUGAACCAAAGGAAAUAUGGAUUUGCGGCCAUUCUGUGAUUUUGGUGACAAAGAGGAGGGCAAGCACUCACCCACAUGGGCUGCAGCUGGGUUUCCCAAGUUCGAGUGCAUUUUUGUAUUGGCAUGGCAUACAGGCAAUGCUGUGGGAUCAGCUCUUGCCUCUUCUUCAUGAAAUUUAUUAUCUCAGGUCUUUUCCAUCAAUUAUAGUAAUUCACCUUGGGGAAAAUGAUCUUGUGCAACACACCAGUAUGUCACUUAUUGUCAAAAUGAAAAAUGACUUGGGCAUCCUUAGAAGGGCCUUCCCUGAUGCCCAUAUAAUUUGGUCUUCACUGUUGCCAAGGCGUUUUUGGAAAGGAGCCGAAAAACCAGUGAGUAUAGAAAAGGCACGGAAGGGGAUUAACAGGGAAAUGUCCCAUUAUUGCAGUGAAAAUGGCAUAAUGUUUUUGAGACAUGAUUUAAUCACUUACGAUAAGCCAAACAUGUUCCUGCCUGAUGUCGAUGACUUGUCUGAUGUAGGAGCUGAUGUUUUUACAGCAGAUUUAAAAGGGGCCCUACAUUCCUGCCUGGGCUUUGGUAAAGGCUAAUCUGCUUUUGUCUGGGGAAACGAAUUUUUCAGGACUGUUCCAUGACAUCCCAUCUGUGCACGGGAGUCUAGGAUUUGAGGGACAGGGAGGGAGAUGGUCAUACCAGUUGAAAGUUAAAGCUUCGUUGCUUUAAACUGGCAGGAAGGAGCAUUUUGCAGUUGCGUCCACAUCCUGUUGUCCUUGGCAAGUUCUUGAUGUGCCGGAAGUUAAGGUGGGUUUGGGUUGCCCACCCAUGGAGUUUCACAGGUCUGUCAGGUCUGUGCACAAAAGACUGUAGUAACUAUGGAGUUACCACCACCACCACCCCCCUUCCCCUGUGAAGAGGGGACACUGGACAGAUACAUAACCUCUGAGCGAGUUAAUGUUCAUUGUGUUAAUUUUGUUCAUUUUGAUCCCUCAUAGCAGUAUUCUUGUAGACAAUAAGAUGUAAUUCAGGAUUAACGAGUUUCAGAUGGCUCGUUCACAUAUUUCUAUCUUAAAUUAGAUGUGUGUGGAAUAAACAUUUUGUUUAUGGUGUGAGUGUGUGUAUAUACACACAUGCAUACACCAUAACACAUUUAAAUGUAACUGUGCAGCAUGGUAUGUUGUCUCUUAUGCUUUGGUAUAAUAGACUGUAAUUGUUGGAAAGUUAUGGACAUUAGCAGGGCUUUGGACCAGAUCCCGGAGCUGGAGUGUGGAGCAGCUCCGGAGCAGUGGAGCUGCAGGUUUUUGCCUGGAGCUGGAGUGGAGCCAGAGCACAGCUCCAAAGCCCUGGAUAUUAGGGCUCUGACUAAACAGACUGUUUCCAAUUAUUCAUAGAAAUAUAGGGCUAGAAGGGACCUCAAGAGGUCAUCAUGUCCAGCCUUCUCAGUGCUGAGGCAGGACCAUCCCUCUGUUCUUAAAAAACCUUCAAGGAUGCCUAUUCCACAACCUCCCUUGGAAGUCUAUUCCAGUGCUUAACUACCCUUCUAGUUAGAAAGUUUUUCCUGAUAACCAUCUUAAAUUUCCCUUGCUGCAGAUCAAGCCCAUUACUUGUUGUCUUACCUUCAGUUGACAUAGAGAACAAUGUAAUCACUGUCGUCUUUAUAACAGCCCUUAACAUCGUGGAGGACUGUUAUCAGGUCCUCCCUAGUUCUUUUCUUAAGACUAAACAUGCCUAGGGUCUCCCCUUCUCUUCCCUCCUCCCCACCCCACCCCACUGUUCAGAUUUUCCAAACCUUUUAUCAUUCUUGUUCUCCUUUGGACUCUUUCUAGUUUAUCUACAUCUUUCCUAAAGUAUGGCACCCAGAACUGAUACAGUAUUCCAGCUGAGGCCUCUCUAGUGCCAGGUAGAGCAGGACAAUUACCUCCUGCGUUUUUUAUAUAUAGCACUCCAGUUAAUACACUCCAGAAUGACAUUAGCUUUUUUCACAACUACAUCACGCUGUUGACUCAUAUUCAGUUUGUGAUCCACUACAACCCCAGAUCGUUUUCAGCAGUACUGUCACCUAGUCAGUCAUUCCCCAUUUUAUAGUUGUGCAUUUGAUUUUUCCUUUCUAAGUGUAGUACUUUGCAUUUACCUUUACUGAAUUUCAUCUUGUUGAUUUCAGACCAAUUUUCCAGUUUGUCAGUCAUUUAGAAUUCUAAUCCUAUCCUCCUACGUGCUUCCCAGCAUGGUAUCGACUGCAAAUUUUAUAAGUAUACUCUCCACAGCAUUUUCCAUGUUAAUGAAAAUAGUGAAUAGUACCAGACCCAGGACUAACUCCUGCGGGACCCCACUAGAUUCAUCCCUACCAGUUUGACAGCAAACCAUUGAUAACUACUCUGAGUAUGGUCUUUCAAUCAGUUUUAUACUCACCUGAUAGUAAUUUCAAAUAGACCACAUUUACCUGUUUUACUUAUGAGAAUGCCAUGUGGGUCUGUGUCAAAAGCCUUACUAAAAAUCAAGGUAUAUCCUGUCUGCUGCUUUCCCUCAUCCACUAGGCCAGUAACCCUGUUAAAGAAGGAAAUUCGGUUGGUUUGGCAUGAUUUGCUAUUUCUUAUAACCCUGCUAUCCUCUAGCUGCUUACAAAUUGGUUAAUAAUUUGUUCCAGUAUCUUUCCAUGUGUGCAAGUUAGGCUGACUGGUCUAUAAUUCCCUGGGUCCUCUUUGUUCCCCUUUUAAAAGAUAGGUACUAUUUUUGCCCUUCUCCAAUCUUCGAGUUAUUCACCCAGCAUCCAUGAAUUCUCGAAGAUACUUGCUUACGGUUAUGAGGUUGCUUCAGCUAGUUCCAUAGGUACAAUAGGAUGAAUUUCAUCAGGACCUAACAACUUGAAUACGUCUAACUUAUCUAAAUGUUCUUUAACCCAUUCUUCCCUAUUCUGGCUUGCAUUCCUUCCCCUUUGUUGUUAAUAUUGUGACCCAAUACUCAACACCAUUAACCUUUUUAGUGAAGACUGAAGUGAAAUAGGCAUUAAACACUCAGCCUUCUUGAUGUUGUCAGUCAUUCGCUCUGCUUCCCUGCUAAGUAGAGGACCUAUGCUUUCAUUUGUCUUUCUCUUGCUCUUCAUGGUUAAUCCUGUGUUAACACUAACAAGUACAUAGGGCUCGCAAGUAUCCUCUAUCCCGUUCUCAUUUGAGUCUAGCUUCCAUCUAGUGUCUGACUAGUAACCUGCUCUGCAAUAGAGGUUUUGACAAAACUGGCUUCCUCACCAUCAGUUGCUCUGCAACCUGUCCUCAAAUAACACAUUCAUUUCUGGCUAUAAUCAAGAACUCUACCUUCCAGCACACUACUGGCUUGGAUGCUGACCUGCAAACAAAUCACUUACCUCUUUGUGCCUCAUCUUACCAUUUCGUAGUCCCAUUUCAAAUUUACCCAUUUACCUACCUCAAAGAGUUUGUUAAAGAUAUUAAGUGCUCAAUAGCUAGGGAUUAUAAUUUUUUUUUCUUGUAUGUCUGUAUAAGAACACAUAACUAGUGGGAAUUUUCUCCUGAGGGUCCAGUGAGAAACUUUCUCUUGUUUUGAGAUCAUUUAUAUGAAUAGCAAUCAAAGAGCUGACUGUUGAAAUGCCAUCUAAUUCUUUCCCUAUGUUUGUGUUAAGCCUACAAGUCAUUGCUUAGAAGGAUCAGAAUAACACUGUUGAUGGUAUACUGGCCAAAACACAUGUGUAUGUUUUGUUUAUGGAGUGGUUUAUACUGAGAGGUCAUCAGACUGGGAAUGGCAGUAACUCCACGACUUCCUGUCUUUGCACGGGAGUCUGGAAUGAGGGUGAAAGGGGGUUGAAAUACCAUAAGCUUAAUUGCCAGAAAUGGGCAAGAAGAAAAGUUGUCCAUGUUACCUGCAAAUCUUUUGGAAGACAGGAGGUGGAAGAUUUGGGGUAGUCUAGGAGCGCCUCUCUAAGGCAAGGCUGUAAUAAUGAUGGAAUCUCCCAAGAAUGGAGAAAUUGGCUGAUGACCUCUUUCAAUUGACUGUACAUAGUUGUUGAGCAUUUUUGUAGGUGGAACAUAUUUGUAAUGUGAACAGCACUGUAACUUUUUGUACAUUAAUAAAGCUAUGAUUUUUGUGUU
Messenger RNA from Malaclemys terrapin pileata, 5523 nucleotides. RefSeq lists its product as uncharacterized. The transcript has 3 exons. Lineage: Eukaryota; Metazoa; Chordata; Testudines; Emydidae. The record is from RefSeq and is a predicted model, not a curated record. Bases 1 to 2019 code for a protein of 672 amino acids.